AUGGCAAUGGUCAACAUGAACAACCUGCUUAAUGGCAAGGAUUCACGCUGGCUACAGCUUGAGGUCUGCCGAGAGUUUCAGCGCAACAAGUGCACCAGGCCUGACACGGAGUGCAAAUUCGCUCAUCCACCAGCUAACGUCGAGGUCCAGAACGGACGAGUAACAGCCUGCUACGACAGUAUCAAGCUGUCAGGCGUUACGCAUGCCAAAGGAAGGAACGAACGAAUGGAACAUUUAGAGUGGAGUGGAGGGACACUCAAAUCUAAAGGGAGUAGCCCACCCUUUACAAGCCUUCAGCCUUUAUACACAUCCCCAUUACUAUUUCUAUAUACAUAUCUACAUAAAUGUCUGCCAAAAAAGCUUGAGGCCAGAUGUCCGUCGUCCGGCAGUACGAGUUUCGCAAAACCGCCCUUUCCCUCAACAUAA
This is a messenger RNA of Cotesia congregata, 426 nucleotides long. NCBI's taxonomy places the organism in Eukaryota, Metazoa, Arthropoda, Insecta, Hymenoptera, Braconidae. The record is from the annotation of a GenBank genome assembly.